This is a messenger RNA of Cydia strobilella, 3428 nucleotides long. RefSeq names its product ice-structuring glycoprotein-like. Gene Ontology annotation, cellular component: cytoplasm. Gene Ontology annotation, molecular function: ubiquitin protein ligase activity. The coding region runs from base 126 to 3329 and encodes 1067 amino acids. Gene Ontology annotation, biological process: protein polyubiquitination. The transcript is spliced from 2 exons. NCBI's taxonomy places the organism in Eukaryota, Metazoa, Arthropoda, Insecta, Lepidoptera, Tortricidae. The record is from RefSeq and is a predicted model, not a curated record.
AGUAUAAAAGCAUGCAUCUAUUAUUUUGGAACAAUUCUUACGAACGAUCUCAUAUGAGACACAAGUAUACUUAAUUGUUAAUAUAACGAACGAUAUUUCGCAUUGAAUGAAGUAAAACAUCCAAGAUGAGGAUCAUAUAUUUACUACUAAUCGUAGCCGUCUGUGCAGUAAGUGCGAAAUACUUACCUUACGAAACGAAUCCACAUACAAGGUCUCUAUUAUCCACACAUGAUGAUGAAUCUUCAUCGUCUUCAGAGACUAAUGAAGAUAGUGAAAGCGAAGUGGAUUCCAGGGAAAGCAAGAUUCAGGAAGAAAACCUGAAGAGACUAGAAAAAAUUGAGAAGGAAAGAAGAAAGCAUGAAGAGGAACAACUUGAGCGAGAAAGGAAAUAUCAGGAGAAACUAGCUGAACAACAGCGCGAGAAACAUGAAAGGCAAGUUGAACACGAACGUAAGCAGCAAGAUAGGCAAGCUGAACAGCAGCGUAGGCAAGCCGAAUAUGAACGUAAACAACAAGAAAAGCAGGCUGAACGUGAACGCAAGGAACAGGAACGUUUAGAAAAAGAAAAACGCAAACAAGAGGAGCGAGCUCGCAAAGAAGAAGAUAAAGCCGAAAAGAAGCGGGCAGAAGAAGAGCGUAAACGUCAGGAAAAUAUUCAGAAACAAUUAGACAAAUUAGAAAAGGAAACUCUUAAAAAAGAACAGAACUUCCAGGAAGCCAUCGAAUCAGCUGAAGAAGACGUCGAUCUCGAUGAUAUCUGGAAGAUCUACGUUUACGAAAAGUAUGGCUUAACAGGAUUUAGCACUGGUCUUGAAAGGAAAGUUGCGCUCAGCCGAUUCUUCACGGAAGAGCUGGGCCUGAAUGCACACAGCACUAAGAGCGAAAGGCGCCAAGCUAUCACAAACUUUGUUCAGACCAAGAUCUACGAAGAUGUUGCCACGCUGACUGCCUGGAGGAACCAUUUGGAAUUUUACUUGAACACAUUAACUGUCCAAGCUGUACGAGCGGAGCUAGAAGAUAAAGUUGAAAAACUCGAAACUAAGACAGCUUUAUUGCAAACCGUACCUGCACCCUGGACAGCGGUAGCACAACAGGAAAUCGAUGAAAAGAAAACUUUACUUCAGUCUGUUGCUCAGCUGCUAUCAAAUCUUCUUCCAAACUGGGUGCCUUCUGCAAACGGCGUAGCUGCUGGUGGUGCGGCUUCUGGACCAGCUGGUGCGGCCAACUCUGCCAACGCUGCUUCUGGCGCGGCUGGUGCUGAUAACUCUGCCAACGCUGCUUCUGGCGCGCCUGGUGCUGGUAACUCUGCUAACGCUGCCGCUGGUGCAGCCUACCCUGCUGACGCUGCUUCUGGAGCGGCUGGUGCUGCCAACUCUGCCUCUGGUGUGGCUGGUGCUGCCAACCCUGCUGACGCUGCCUCUGGUGUGGCUGGUGCUGCCAACUCUGCCUCUGGUGCGGCUGGUGCUGCCAACUCUGCUGACGCUGCCUCUGGUGCGGCGGGUGCUGCCAACUCUGCCGACGCUGCCUUUGGAGUGGCUGGCGCUGACACUGUUGCCCCUGCUGGCGCUGACGCCGCUGCUUCUGCUGGCGCAGACUCCGCUGCACCCGCUGGUGCUGGCGCCAGUGCUCCCGCUGACGCCGCUCCCCCUGCUGAUGCCGCUGCCCCGGCUGGCGCUGACGCUGCUGCACCCGCUGGCGCUAACGCUGCUGCCCCCGCUGGCACUGACGCCGCAGUACCCGCUGGCGCUGAUGCUGCUCAGUCUACUAACGCCGCUGCUACCGCUGACGGUUCAGCUCCCAUUGACGCCGCUGCCCCCGCAAGCGUUGAUACCGUUGCGCCCGCUGCUUCCGCUGACGUUGCUGCUCCCACUGGUACUGACGCUGCUCCCUCUGAAGCCGCUGCCCCUCCUGGCACUGACGCCUCUGCCGCCACUAGCGCUGAUGCUGCUGCUCCCGCUGACGCUGCUGCUCCCGCUGCCGUUGCUGUUCCCGCUGACGCUGCUGCUCCCGCUGACGUUGCUGUUCCCGCUGACGCUGCUGCUCCCGCUGACGCUGCUGCUCCCGCUGACCCUGCUGCUCCCGCUGGCGCAGACGCCGCUGCACCCGCUAGCGCUGACGCCAGUGCCCCCGCCGAUGCCGCUGCCCCGGUUGGUGCUGACGCUGCCGCCCAGGCUGGCGCUGACGCUGCUGCACCCGCUGGUGCUGACGCUGAUGCACCCGCUGGCGCUGACGCUGCUAAGCCCGCUGGCGUUGACGCUGCUGCACCCGCUGGCGCUAAUGCUGUUGCCCCGGCUGGUGUUGACGCCUCUGCCCCCGCUGGCGCUGACGCUGCUGCCCCCGCUGGCACUGACGCCUCUACCGCCGCUGGCGCUGAUGCUGCCCAGUCUGCUAACGCCGCUACUGCCGCUGACGGUUCGGCUCCCAUUGAGGCCGCUGCCCCCGUAAGCAUUGAUACCGUUGCGCCCGCGGCUUCCUCUGACGUUGCUGCUCCCACUGGUACUAACGCUGCCCCCUCUGAUGCUGCUGCCCCCGCUGGCACUGACGCCUCUGCCGCCGCUAGCGCUGAUGCUGCUGCUCCCACUGACGCUGCUGCUCCCGCUGACGCUGCUGCUCCCGCUGACGCUGCUGCUCCCGCUGAUGCUGCUGCGCCCGCUGACGCUGCUGCGCCCGCUGACGCUGCUGCUCCCGCUGACGCUGCUGCGCCCGCUGACGCUGCUGCUCCCGGUGACGCUGCUGCUCCCGCUGACGCUGCUGCUCCCGCUGACGCUGCUGCGCCCGCUGACGCUGCUGCUCCCGGUGACGCUGCUGCUCCCGCUGACGCUGCUGCUCCCGCUGACGCUGCUGCUCCCGCUGACGCUGCUGCUCCCGCUGACGCUGCUGCGCCCGCUGACGCUGCUGCUCCCGGUGACGCUGCUGCUCCCGCUGACGCUGCUGCUCCCGCUGACGCUGCUGCUCCCGCUGACGCUGCUGCUCCCGCUGACGCUGCUGCUCCUGCUGACGCCGCUGCUUUGGCACCUGAGGCUGCCACCGAAGAUUCACCAUCAGAAGGGUCCGGUGCUAAACCUGCUCCUAGCGCAGGUGUUGAAAAUGCUGGCAAUGUAAAUACCGAAGGACCUGUUGAUGUAGUAACGGGAGCGCCUGUGGAGCAAAACAUGGUUGAGGUUGUCACUUCUGAAUCUCCGGUCACUUUGUUAGACAUUCUUUCUGGACCAGUGGCUGAUGAGGCUGCGCCAGAGACGGAUGCGCCUGUUGAGAUUGUACAAACGAUUGACGUUGUUCCCGCCCCAGUCGAAGUGGGCGCGACUGUUGUUGAAAUUACGCCACAGUGAAAUUGAGCGCGGAACAUUGGCUCCGAUUGUAACAAAUAUUGUUAUUUAAUGUAAUAAAUUAAAAUGGUAGUUUAGAUGCAAUUAUUUAUACAAUUUUUA